AUGGUCCUGGAGGAUGGACGGCGGCCGAGUACGGAGGAGCGUAGGUGUCCCUCUCUCCACACAUGUGCGGCGCACGUACAGGUGCCACUGAGUCUGGUAGGAUUCUUGGACCGAGGAGGGGGUUCACCAGCGGCACGGACAGCAGCAGCAGCGGAGAGUGAGAUCCGCGGCCGGAGAAGCCAGGGCACGGAGCGCAACACGGCAAGCAGGCAGAGUUACUCUGCCCCUGGCCGGGCCGGGCCGAGGAAGAAGGGGAUUGGAUCCACCCUUCCCUGUCGAGCUCACUCAGGGCCCGACUGGACUGCGUUGUCCCCUGAGGCCCAGCACAGACUUUAUUUAGGAGUUCAUUUUGGGCAUCAUCAUCCGCGAGCUUUCGGAAUAAAUUCCUUUUUAAUUUGCUUUUGUGGUUGCACUGCUUGCUUUGUUUUUAGAACCUAUUUUAAUCUCCUUUUAAUAUUAGUGGCACCAUCCAUCCACCUCGAUCGUGUCACAAGGUUACAUCUCCAAUCUGGUCCGGGAACGCCUUGGAGUCCUGCCGGAAGAGCUGGUGGAGGUGGCCGGGGAGAGGGCGGUCUGGAGCUCCCUAGUUGGGAUGCUGCCCCCGCGACCCGGACACGGAUAAGCGGAGGAAGACGACGACGACGGUCUGGAAGUUUGUUGGAUACAGAAUUUUACCUGCCUGAACUGGGAAGUUUCUGCUCCAGCUACCAGGCCCAGGUGCUGCUCCAGCUACCAGACCCAGGUUCUGCUCCAGCUACCAGGCCCAGGUUCUGCUCCAGCUACCAGACCCAGGUUCUGCUCCAGCUACCAGACCCAGGUUCUGCUCCAGCUACCAGGCCCAGGUGCUGCUCCAGCUACCACGCCCAGGUGCUGCUCCAGCUAGGCCCAGCCCUGCUCCAGCUACCAGGCCCAGGUUCUGCUCCAGCUACCAGGCCCAGGUGCUGCUCCAGCUACCAGACCAGGCUCUACUGGGGUGAGUCAGUAACAAUGCCUCCAAAAAGAAACAAUGUUGCUGAGGAGAAACUGGAAGAGAUAAAGGAAUCACUGAGCUUUAUGUCAGAAGAAAUUACAACUGUCUCUAAACAACAGAAAGAGAUAAUGGAAUUAGUGGAGGAGGUUAAAGUCCUAAGAAUAAAAAACGAGGAAGAGGACAGGAAAAUCACCUUACUGGAAGAAAGAGUGUCAGAACUGGAACAAUAUUCAAUAAUAAAUGAUGUAAUAGUGACAGGACUUGAAACAACACACCAAACGUAUGCAAAAGCAACAGCUACAGAGAGUGGAGAACCACCUGAACAAGAAUUAAACAACUUAGAAAGGCAGGGAAUGGACUUCCUUGGUAGCAAAGGGAUACAUCUAGAGGCCAAGGACAUAGAGGGAUGUCAUCCUCUUCCACGUAAAAAUAAAAAUCAGAAACCUGCAAUCCUUAUCAGAUUUAUGAACAGAAAACACAAGAAAGAACUGCUUAAACAAGGAAGGAAGCUGAAGGGAACCAAUGAAUUAACACCUAAUCAAGAAAAAUGCAGACAUUGCAAGGCAAGCAAGACUUCUGAGAAAGCAAAAGAAAAUACAGUCAACAUGGACUUCAAACUGUAAGGUAUUCAUUAAACUGAAUGGGUCUCCGGAGCAGGCAAAGAUUCUGAUCAUUAAGGAACUAACAGAACUAGAUAAUAAAUAACAAGUGAUAAAUGAGUAUAUAAAACAAGUUUACAAACUAUAGUUAAGAUCAUCAGAAUUUUUGCUUCCAAACUUAUUUUGGAUACUGUAAAAACAACAUGGAUAACUCGGUUUGAUAUUGGUCUUGAUUCAAACUGGCAAAAAUCACACAACUGAAAUGGAUACAGAUGAUAAAAUAUAUGAUAUUGACAAUAAAAUAGAUGGAAAUUUAUAUGAAUUAAACAUAAGUUGUGAUUAUAUUGAGAAGAACACUUGAACUGUGGGAGAAUGACUAAGGACACAAUGUCACUUAUCCACAUUAAUAGUAGAAGCUUAUUUCCUGAGUUAUUAAUUAUCAAAGAUUAUUUAAAUAAAUUCAAACACAAAUUGUGUGUGAUUGCUAUAACAGAGACUUGGCUCAAAGAUGACAUGAUGGAUGAAGUACAAAUGGAAGGGUAUGAACUUUAUUUUGUAAAUAGAGAAAAUAAAAGAGGUGGUGGGGUUGCCCUGUACAUUAAAUCAGAUCUAAAAUGUAAACUAGUUAAGGAAAUGACAAUGAUGGAAGAUAAUGUUAUGGAAAUUGUAACGGUAGAAAUCAGCAAUGAAGCUGCUAAAAAUACUUUAAUUAGUUGUGUUUAUAGAGCACCAGGAUCAUGUAUUGGGACAUUUAAUGAAAAAAUUAUUGAAUUGGUUGAUAACAUUAAAUACAAAACAUUAUUUCUAUGUGGGGACUUUAAUAUUAAUUUAGAACAUGAGGCUGGACAGAUAACUGAGGAUUUUGCUGAUUCACUGUAUAGUGUAGGUUUAUUUCCCUUGAUAAACAAACCAACCAGAAUUACAUCUCGGACUGCAACAAUCAUUGAUAAUAUAUUCACUAACAAUAAGGAUGAUGUCAGGAAAACAGGGAUAUUAAUGAUGGAUAUUAGUGACCACCUACCUGUUUUUGCAGUCUUCAAAUACAAACAUUAAAUAAAACAAAACAUCACCAUGAACUACAGAAGAGAGAAAUCAGUUAAAGCCAUGGAGGCAUUAAACAAAGAUCUUAAUAAACAAAAUUGGAAGGAGGUAUACGUCAGUGAUGUCAACGCUGCAUACACAUCCUUCAUGAAAAUACUGUUGAAGUCAUACAAUGAUAGAGGUGGGAAACAUGAUCGAUUCUAAGAUGCAUCGCGAUUCAGCCGUGCAUGAUUCCGCAUCGAUGCAGCAACGUGACAUAAUGAGAUUUUCUCUCUCCCUAUGUCUGUGUCGGGGGUCAGCAACCGCGGCUCUGGAGCCGUAUGCUGCUCUUCUAUCCAUCUGAUGCGGCUCUCUGUGCUUGUAAAAUAAUGAAUGGAUAUUUAAAUAAAAUGCUUUAUAUUUUACUGCAUUAAUUUUACAUCUGUAUGCCAAUUCUAAAUGUAAAGAUUGCGUAAACCUGAACAGUUCCAACCUGGUCUUACUGUGAAACCGGGUUGAUGGGUCACGCUUGUGCGUAAUCAUAUCGGCGCAUUCUGAGCUGACGAGGAUGUGGGAUUCUGGGAUUCUCCUCAGACAGGAUCCUGGAUGUGUCGCCACAUUGGAGACGGGAACAAGCACUAUUCAGCCAAAGUUUCAUAAUCAGGGAACAUUUUCUAAGUGACAAGUCUCGCUUCAGCCGGAGGAAUCUUCCUGCAUGCGCUCUGGUUCUGCGACAUGCUCCAAGCCCCUCUCCACAUCUUCAGCUCACUGUGCACCUUAUGUAGUACACGCUGACAGUGAGCUGCGCUGAGCAGUGUCCAGCUCAGAUGGGAAUCAUUUCUUGAGUGAUUUAGCUACAUCUGCACGAAACGAAUAAAGUGUCAGUUCGUCUGCAUGCGUCGAGGUAAUUCUUUCUAUUCUUUCUCUGUCAAAAUAAAUGGCCAAAUACGGGAACUAUCCGGUCAACACAAGCCCUGCUUUUUACUGUUCUGUUUUCUUGUGAAAAUUGUUGAAAAUAGAUAAAAUUAAACUUGAUUAACACCAGAGCCAGGCGCACUGCGCCGUUGUCUCCGUCACUGUAGAGGCAAAAACAAAUUGAUCGGAUCCUUUUCUGACCUUCCCCACCUACAAAGUUUAAUUACAACAAUCAAAUGUGACAGAGCCUGGAUUUGUAUUCUGAACAGUCUAAACAUGUUUUAAAAAGAAACAUAUGACAAAAGUGGCACCUGCUCAGUAAAACCACCAACAGGGUGAAAAAUAUCAAAAUAUUGUAGGCAGAGACGGGCUACAACUUCUGGAUCCACUUUAUAUAAAUCAUUUUAUUGAUUAUCUUCUUAUGAAAGAUAAUUUUGACGUACACGAGCGACCAGUACCGGCUGUUGUCACCUGUUGUGAGCAGCGCUCUGCUGUCUGAGGGUAGGCCCCGCCCACAACGCCGCGGCUGCUGUGGCUCCCAUGUUUUCUUUACUGUGGGAAACGGGUAAUAAUGGCUCUUUGAUGGGAACAGGUUGCCGACUCCUGGUCUAUGUCUAUGCAGGACAAUAAAGUAUUGAGGUUUUAUAAUUACUUCUGGGGGCAGAGUUGCAAUGACAUGCGCACUACAGGGAUACAGGGCCAACAUUACCAGUAAUCAAAGAUGUACCCGUUACAUUUAAAUCGGAUGUCUGGGCUAAUAUCGGUUUUGGGAUCCUGGAUGUGAAAGAAUCACUUAACACAGUGUUUGUUUACUAUUUUUAAGUUCAGUAAUAAUCUAUCUUAAAGCUAUACCGAAAACAUUAUUUCUUAUAUUAUUUAAGUAAUUAUAGGCAGCACACUUUAAAAAUUAUUGCUCACUAUAGUGAAUAGAUGUAUGUUCUGUUUUUCAGGGAUUUCGAAAUCAAAAAGAAAUUGAAAACUAUUCUACUGCUUUUAUUAAGUAAUGAAAAUUUUUGUGUGAAGAAUCGUGAUACAUUUCAGACUCAAAUCGAAUCGUUAGGCAGAUAAUCGGAAUCGGAUCGAAUCGUGAGGCAGGUAGAGAUGCACACCACUAUAUAAUGAUAACUGCAAAUUAAUCAAAUCUACAGGUAAAAGGGAAAAUCAACCUUGGAUGACUAAGGGAUUAAAGAAUGCGUGUGCAAAAAAUAAUAAUUUAUAUAGGAGUUUUUUUUAAUUGCAAACAAGGGAAGCAGAAGAUCGGUAUAAAAAUAUAAAAAUAAAUUGGUAACAAUAAUUAGGAAGCAAAAAAAGAUUAUUAUGGUAAUCUAUUGAAUCAGAAUAAAAAUAACACAAAAGCUACUUGGGGAAUAAUAAACAGUGUGACUAAUAGAGAGAACAAAAUACAGUAUUCCAAAUCACUUUGUCAAGGACAAAAAAGAUAUUUAUGAUGAUAAAGAAAUCACUGAUGAGUUUAAUGAUUUUUUUUUUUUGGUAAAUGUAGGUAGGAGUUUGAUGGAGAACAAACCAAUAAUAGAAGAUAAAUUGACCACAAUGAUUAGUACUGUCAAUAGUAUUGUCCUUGACAAAGUAGACAGAGAAAAAAUAUGAAACAUUGUAAAAAACUGUGGAAACAAACUAUCAACCGAUUAUCAGGACCUGGACAUGAUAACUGUUAAAAUCAUCAUAGAAUCUGCCAUUGAACCAUUCACUUACAUUUGUAAUCUAUCACUAUACUGGAAAUUUUCCUGACGCAAUGAAAACAGCGAAAGUCAUUCCUUUGUACAAGAGUGGUGAUAAACAUAGUUUCAAUAAUUACAGGCCGGUGUCACUGCUUCCACAGUUUUCUAAAAUAUUGGAAAAAGUAAUUGUAUCAAGGUUGGAUAAAUUCAUCGAAAAAAUAAUAUUUUAAACAAUGAACAAUAUGGGUUUAGAACUAAACAUUCCACAGCAAUGGCAAUAAUGGAAUUAACGGAUAAAAUAUCAACAGCAAUUGACAAUAAAAAUGACUUUGUUAGUGUUUUCAUUGAUUUGAAAAAAAGCUUUUGACGUCAUUGGUCACUCAAGGUUACUUCGAAAAUUAAGUCAGUAUAAGAGGUGUGGCUCAUCAAUGGGCUACAACUUAUUUUAAAAAAAGGAAACAGUUUGUUCAGACAAAGGACCGUAAAUCAAACCUUUGUGAAAUUAAUUGUGGAGUGCCACAAGGGUCGGUCCUCAGACCAAAACUGUUCAUUUUGUUUAUUAACAACUUGGUAUUGUAUCUAAGACACUCGGUACCAUUCUAUUUGCAGAUGAUACAGCACUGUUUUACUCAGGAUCAAAUAUUGAGGAGGUGGCUAAAGUGUUUAUGUUUAUGUUUAUUCAUUUAGGAAAUGAUGAACUGAUUAAAAUUAAAAAAUGGUUUGAUAUAAAUAGAUAGAUACUGAAUCUUAAUAAAACAAAUUUUAUAUUGUUUAAUGAUAAAAAGAACAGUGAUGUGUCAUUGGAAAUAGAUGGGAUUGCAAUUCAAAGAGUAAAAGAAACUAAAUUUCUUGGAGUUCUUAUUGAUGAAGACUUGUCAUGGAAAACCCAAUAAUUGUAGCUCUUGCUCUUGCAUAGAGUAAAGUUUUUACUGACUAAUUCUGGUUUGUUGGCAUUGUACAAUUCACUGAUUGUUCCAUACUUGACUUAUUGUGUAGAAAUCUGGGGAGCAACAUACAAAAACUAUACACGGCCCUUAUUUAUUUUACAGAAAAGAGCUCUGAGAAUCAUCAAUUAUAGUGGCUGUAGCGAUCCAUCAAACCCAUUGUUUAUUAAAUAUAAAUUACUGAAAUUUCACGAUUUAAAAGACUGGAAAAUCAUACAAACCAUGUAUAAAGCCAAUUUAGGUACUCUGCAAACAAACAUUCAGGGGAUAUUUGAAAAGAGAACUAGUAAUUACAUGCUGAAAGAAACUGAUGUGUUUACAAAACCUAGAUUUAGAACUAAAAUUAAGGAGUGGAAUAUAUCUGUAAAUGGUGUUAAAUUAUGGAAUACCUUAAAAGGGAAAUUAAAAAAACUCUGUCAUAAUAUAUUCAUAAAAUGUACCAAAUUGAGUGUACUAAAUAAUUAUGAAAAUGUAAAUUAAAUCAAUGAUCAUGAUCGCUCUGGAAUUUAGAACAGGAAAAAGUUUAAAAUGAAUCUGUGCCUGACAAAUGGUAAUUAUAUAUAAAUUGAUUAUUUCUACUGGAAAAGGGG
Messenger RNA from Nothobranchius furzeri (turquoise killifish), 6717 nucleotides. The record is from RefSeq and is a predicted model, not a curated record. NCBI's taxonomy places the organism in Eukaryota, Metazoa, Chordata, Actinopteri, Cyprinodontiformes, Nothobranchiidae.